AUGAUGUCAUCUCGCCGGGUACUCGCUGCCCUUUCCCUGGUCCUUUGGAUAGAGGAAGCAUGCUUCUUUGGAGUCAUUCGAUGUCCAGUUUGUAGCCAAGAAUGUGCAGAGCGACACAUCAUAGAUAAUUUUUUUGUGAAGGAUACUACUGAGGUUCCCAGUAGUACAGUAGAAAAAUCUAAUCAGGUGUGUACAAGCUGUGAGGACAAUGCAGAAGCUAAUGGGUUUUGUGUAGAGUGUGUUGAAUGGCUCUGUAAGACAUGCAUCAGAGCUCAUCAAAGGGUGAAGUUCACAAAAGACCAUACUGUGAGGCAGAAAGAGGAAGUAUCUCCAGAAGCAGUUGGUGUGACCAGUCAGCGACCAGUAUUUUGUCCCUUUCAUAAGAAGGAGCAGCUAAAGCUUUAUUGUGAAACAUGCGACAAACUGACAUGUCGGGAUUGCCAGUUAUUAGAACAUAAAGAGCAUAGAUAUCAAUUUAUAGAAGAAGCUUUUCAGAAUCAGAAAGUGAUUAUAGAUACACUAAUCACCAAAUUGAUGGAAAAAACAAAGUACAUCAAAUUCACAGGAAAUCAGAUCCAGAACAGGAUAAUUGAAGUAAAUCAAAAUCAAAAGCAAGUGGAACAAGAUAUUAAAGUUGCUAUUUUUACAUUGAUGGUAGAAAUAAAUAAAAAAGGAAAAGCUCUACUGCAUCAGCUUGAGAGCCUGGCGAAGGACCAUCGCAUAAAACUUAUGCAACAACAACAGGAAGUGGCUGGACUUUCUAAACAGUUGGAACAUGUCAUGCAUUUUUCUAAAUGGGCAGUUUCCAGUGGCAGCAGUACAGCACUACUUUAUAGCAAGCGACUGAUUACAUACCGGUUACGGCAUCUCCUUCGAGCAAGGUGUGAUGCUUCCCCAGUGACCAACAAUAUCAUCCAGUUUCACUGUGAUCCUGGUUUCUGGGCUCAAAAUAUUAUCAAUUUAGGUUCUUUAGUAAUUGAAGAUAAAGAGAGUCAACCACAAAUGCCUAAGCAGAAUCCUGUCAUGGAACAGAAUUCACAGCCACAAGGUGGUUUAUCUUCAAACCAGUUAUCCAAGUUUCCAACACAGAUCAGCCUAGCUCAGUUACGACUCCAGCAUAUGCAGCAACAGCAACCCCCUCCGCGUUUGAUAAAUUUUCAGAAUCACAGCCCCAAACCCAGUGGACCAGUUCUCCCUCCUCAUUCUCAACAGCUGAGAUAUCCACCAACCCAGAAUAUGCCACGGCAAGCAAUAAAGCCCAAUCCCUUACAGAUGGCUUUCUUGGCUCAACAAGCGAUAAAGCAGUGGCAGAUUUGCAGUGGACAGGCCCCCCCAUCAACUGCCAAUAGCACAUCCUCUACUCCUUCCAGUCCCACCAUUACUAGUGCAGCAGGAUAUGAUGGAAAGGCUUUUAGUUCACCUAUGAUUGAUUUGAGCUCACCAGUGGGAGGUUCCUAUAAUCUUCCUUCUCUGCCAGAUAUUGACUGUUCAAGUACUAUUAUGCUGGACAAUAUUGUGAGGAAGGAUACUAGUAUAGAUCAUGGCCAGCCAAGACCACCCUCAAACAGGACUGUCCAGUCACCAAAUUCAUCAGUGCCAUCUCCAGGUCUUGCAGGACCUGUUACUAUGACUAGUGUACACCCGCCAAUACGUUCACCUAGUGCCUCAAGUGUUGGGAGUCGAGGAAGCUCUGGCUCUUCUAGCAAACCAGCAGGAGCUGACUCUACACACAAAGUCCCAGUGGUCAUGUUGGAGCCAAUCCGAAUAAAACAAGAAAAUGGUGGACCACCGGAAAAUUAUGAUUUUCCCGUUGUGAUAGUGAAACAAGAAUCAGAUGAAGAAACUAGGCCUCAAAAUACUAACUAUCCAAGAAGCAUACUGACCUCCCUGCUCUUAAAUAGUAGUCAGACCUCUUCUUCUGAGGAGUCUGUGCUCAGAUCAGAUGCUCCUGAUAGCACAGGAGAUCAACCUGGACUUCACCAGGAAAAUUCCUCAAAUGGAAAGUCUGCGUGGCUGGAUGCCUCCCAAAAGUCACCUCUUCAUGUUGGAGAGACAAGGAAAGAAGAUGACCCCAAUGAGGACUGGUGUGCAGUUUGUCAGAAUGGAGGGGAACUCCUGUGCUGUGAGAAGUGUCCCAAAGUAUUUCAUCUUUCUUGUCAUGUGCCGACAUUGGCAAAUUUUCCAAGUGGAGAGUGGAUUUGCACUUUCUGCCGAGACUUAUCCAAACCAGAAGUUGAAUAUGAUUGUGAUGCUCCCAGUCACAACUCAGAAAAAAAGAAAACUGAAAGUCUUGGUAAAUUAACACCAAUAGAUAGAAGGAAGUGUGAACGCCUACUUUUAUUUCUAUAUUGCCAUGAAAUGAGCCUGGCCUUUCAAGAUCCAGUUCCUCUAACUGUGCCUGAUUAUUACAAAAUAAUUAAAAAUCCAAUGGACUUGUCAACUAUCAAGAAAAGACUACAAGAAGAGUAUUACAUGUAUACAAAGCCUGAGGAUUUUGUAGCUGACUUUAGAUUAAUCUUUCAAAACUGUGCUGAAUUCAAUGAGCCUGAUUCAGAAGUAGCCAGUGCUGGUAUAAAGCUUGAAAGCUAUUUUGAAGAACUUCUAAAGAACCUUUAUCCAGAAAAACGGUUUCCUAAACUUGAAUUCAGGAAUGAAUCAGAAGAUAAUAAAUUUAGUGAUGACUCAGAUGAUGACUUUGUACAGCCCCGGAAGAAACGCCUCAAAAGUGUAGAGGAUCGCCAGUUGCUUAAAUAAACAGCAGAAUUGGCAUGUGCUGGUUUUUCACUUUUUUUUUCAAAAAUUAAUUUGUAAAUAAUUUAACAUCAUUACAAAGAAGAGUUUGUGACAACGCUGACCUAUAAUUUUUUGAUGUUUACUAGAUUUUGAUUUUCUUAACCCAUUUUUUUAACCUUCUGAUUAAUAAAGUAAAAAAGGGAGGGAAGGAGAGAGAAAGAAGAAAGAAGCACCAAGAACAAAAUAAGACAUUGUUCCUACUUGCUGGAUUUCAAAACUGUAAUCUGGGAUGAUAACUACUAUAGAAAGGAAAUAGAAUUUGUAUGAAUUCUAAGUUGAAAUUUUAAUGUGGUCUGGAUGUGUGAAUUAAUCCAUUUUUAGAAAAUACCACUACUAAGUAAUUGUGGCCCAACCAUGAGUUAGGUGUACUGUCCUUAAGAAUAGCUGGGCCACAGUGAAUUAACAUGGAUGGUAAUAAGAGUUCUAUCGUAGGAUGCCUACUGGUGCAACAAAGAUUAGAUUAGACACUAUCAAGAAGGCACCUAAUAGUCAUGUAAGAUGGCAAUUGUAUUAAAGAAAAAAUGGGAAAACAAGUGUUUUUUUAUUUAUUUUUUCUUGUCUGUAGAGAUGUUUGGUAUAGCAGAUUUUCAAGGCCAUUUUCGUAUAUUUCUUAAUUGAACUUCUUCCACUGAGGAAGUAAGUGAACACAUUUGGUUUUACUGUAUGUCUAUGUGUGGUUUUGUUGCUUGUUUUAAUUGUGCAGGUGAUCCUUAUAUAAAGACUCAUUGUUUGCAGUAUGGUUUUUAGUGGAACACCUGAAAUAUGAAAUACAAUUGUGUGCAGUAUUUGAUGUGAGGAUUU
Myotis davidii is the source of this 3594-nucleotide messenger RNA. It is a transcript of the gene TRIM24, whose product is annotated as tripartite motif containing 24. The transcript is spliced from 20 exons. Lineage: Eukaryota; Metazoa; Chordata; Mammalia; Chiroptera; Vespertilionidae. The record is from RefSeq and is a predicted model, not a curated record. Gene Ontology annotation, molecular function: zinc ion binding; protein binding. The coding region runs from base 1 to 2754 and encodes 917 amino acids.